Messenger RNA from Saccharomyces paradoxus, 3366 nucleotides. RefSeq names its product Sdd4p (gene SDD4). Gene Ontology annotation, cellular component: chromatin. Lineage: Eukaryota; Fungi; Ascomycota; Saccharomycetes; Saccharomycetales; Saccharomycetaceae. Gene Ontology annotation, molecular function: DNA-binding transcription factor activity, RNA polymerase II-specific; RNA polymerase II cis-regulatory region sequence-specific DNA binding; zinc ion binding. The record is from RefSeq and is a predicted model, not a curated record. Gene Ontology annotation, biological process: DNA-templated transcription; regulation of transcription by RNA polymerase II. The transcript has a single exon. Bases 1 to 3366 code for a protein of 1121 amino acids.
AUGCACGGCAAAGAAUUGGCUGGCAGGCUCCGGAAAAGGGAAAAUGAUAAUGAUUUAUCACCAAAUUCAAGCUCUUCUCCUGCUGAAAGAUUUAGGUGCCCACAUCCUGAAUGUAAUAAAACUUUUUCACGCCAAGAACAUUUAUCAAGGCACAAGCUAAAUCACUGGCCGAAAGAAAUAUAUGUUUGUUCUUACGUCCUUCCUACUACAAACGCACCCUGCAAUAAGACGUUUGUGAGGAAAGAUCUACUGAUCAGACAUGAAAAAAGGCAUUCAAAGGUGAAAAACAGGUUAAGUCGGCCAAGCAAAGAACAGAUUUCCUCAUCAAAUAAGGAUCUCUCUAACAAUCCACCGUAUAAUCCUAGCGAAGUACCUAUCUCUACGCAGAAUGGCACUUCUACGAUCAACCUAAUAAAGAAUUCUGCAAAUCCAUCUUCAGUCACACAAGAAUCAAAAUUUCGUUCUUUUCUGCAACAGCCUCAACAGCUCCAGCAGCCACAACAAAUACAACAGCUGCAACAACUGCAAUUCCCACAGCAGCUGCGGGCACCGUUGCAACAACCUAUGUUGCAGCAACCAAUGCAUGCACAGCAAGCAAGUCCUACUUUUCCCUCUUAUGAUCCUCGAAUAAGGAAUAACGGUCAAAAUGGAAAUCAAUUUUUCAAUUUGAUAUUUGAUAACCGUGCAGCUGUUAAUGGAUUUGAAAUAGAAGCACCUAAUAGCAACAGCGACAGUAAUGAUCAAAAUAUGAAUAUCAAUCCAGCCGUACAGCAGCAACGAUAUCAAGACAGAAAUUUUGCAAAUAGUUCAUAUCAACAGCCAAUCCAGCCACUUACCCAGGAUCAACAACAAGAACAAUACUUUCAGCAGCAAAAGCUUGCCCAUCAGCAACAGCAGCAACAGCAACAGCAGCAGUUACCACCCCAGAAUCCAUUUGGAGAUCAAUUAACAUCUUCCUCUAGCGGUGCUAAUUUGUCGGUUAUGCAGGACCUUUUUUCCACAAAUUUUUUGAAUAGUGAUCCAUUACAAUCUUUCAUGCAGGAGCUUUCUGAAGCUCCGCAGGUAAGUAUUGAAGAUACGUUUUCUGACAAAACUACAGUUCCAGCUGAUGAAAAACCGCUUCAACAAGACGAAGGAUUUCAGAACCCUCCAGUUAUGUUUGAGUUACAACAAGAUAACGUUAAAAUACCCAAAGCACAACCUAAGUUCAACGAUAAUCCUAGUACUUCGGUAAAGGAUAAUCUUUCCAGUCAGAAGCUAAACAUAAAUGAGUUAAAACGGAGAUCAUCUAAAGAUUCAGGAGUAGGAAACAAUUUGUCUUUAAACUACAAGGAACAAUUGCGUCAUUCUAUGAAGAGUGUCCCGUCAUUUUUCCAUCCGCAUCCCUUAACAAAAUACAAGAUAUCAAAAGAGAAAUGUCAGGAAAUGUUUGCAUUUGUUCCAGAAUUACGCUAUGUUUCUAUUGAAUCUAUACAUAAAUCGUUGAAAUCAUUCUGGUUAAAUUUCCACCCACAAUACGGUCUCCUUCACAAACCCUCCUUUCACGUAGACAAACAGCCUGCGAUUUUGAAUUUGGCACUAAUUAUGACUGGCGCAAGUUUUUUAGGAAGCGAAUAUCGUGAACAGAUUAGCGACCCAAUUUGUGGUCCCUUAAGGUGGAUAAUUUUUUCUCAUGCUGAUUUUCAACCACCUUCCAAAACCUACAUUAUUCAAAGUUUAUUAUUAGUCGAAGGAUAUGAAAAGACAAGUACAAAUAGGUAUUUACAUGAAAGGUCUUUUUUACAUCACGGAACAACCAUACAAUUGCUAAGACGAACGCCUUCUUUAGGUGGCCAUCCCUUAAUGGUCAAAACCGGCAAAACCUCUGGAGAAAAUUCAAUUCAAGACCCACAAGAAGUUUAUAAAAGAUGGAUUGAUUUCGAAAUGUUGAAAAGAAUAGCUUUUUACGCAUUUUAUAUGGACACUACACAUGCUGUAGUGUUUGGAUACUGGAAUCUAUUCAUCAAUAGCAAUCAGAUACAACUAACUUUACCUUGUCCAGAUCAAGUAUGGGAGUCUUAUGAUCUAAGCUACGAAACUCUGAUGGAGCAUGGGUAUGGCAGCACAAAAAGGGAUGAGAAUAAUACAUUUUUAUCUGCGUUGAUGCAAUUAAUGAAAAAUGUCAUUCGAAUCUUACGGAAUAAUAAUAUACAGAGAAACAAAGUCAACAAUGACGGUAUAGAGAGCACCCCGACAGACUUGGAAAGCACUACAGAUUGGAAUAUUCAGAGUCUUUUUGGUAAAAAGAUUCUCCUAGCAGGAAUAAUUUCGAUCUUAUUCCAAUGCCAAGAGGAAGUUAAUGGUGAUUAUUUCAUAACUAACUUCAGAGGCGGUAUUACUGAUCAUUUGGGUCUUUCAUGGAAAGAUAUCUUAUCAUUUGCAAUGAACUAUUGGCUUCACGAAGUUCAGAAAAGUUGCACUGAUCCGAAAGCAUGCAGGAUAAAUUCUCCAUCUGAGGAGACGCUAAAGAACGGAACAAUUGACGAGGAUAACGGGGAUGGAGCGUGUGAUGACAAUUUGGACUUACUUUCCUCUGAUAAUCCUUACAAUUGUAAAAUACCCGUUAUUCAUAUCUCUCAAAUUGUCUUACGUAUUCUGCAUCAUGAUUAUUAUAUAUAUGCAGGAGCACCUUGGAGAAUGAACGUCCCAAUUGGCCGCGAUGAAUAUGAUAUGAUCAGUCGCAGGAUUCUCCAGUUCGCCAAAGAUCCGUACAAUGGUGGUGUAGCUGUAGUUUAUGCCUUCCAGUUUUUGUUUGAAAUGUUUAUCAUUAAGGAGAACAAUCAUCCAACCGUUGUAAAAAACUACAACGUGAACUCUGAUCCUGUGAUAACAAGACCAUACGCAAUAGCAUUAACUUCGCUUUUAAUUUGGUCUUGUAAUUUUGCAUUACAUGGCUGUGAAGUUAAUGUAUGGGAUAAUACGGAUGCCUCAAACGAGGAAUGUUUACAACAAGGUGACAAUAGUGGAAAUAUUCUCGGUACCUCCGGUAAUAAUGAAUCGACGAUUGCAAACAACAAUUUAAAAGAGAAGAAUAAUUACAUUCCAAUGGAAAGUUUCGAAGUUUACCUAUUAAGAAUGUAUCGGCACUUGUAUGUAGAUAGCUCACUCGAUGUAGUUGGCUUUCAGAAUGAAGUUUGGGCAAAAGCAGGUUUGCUACAACAUAUUUCUAAUACCCACUUUCUAUGCGGGAUGAUGCAGUUUAUGAGAGAUAUUUUUAAAGAGAGUUACUGGGACUUGGGGCGCGAAUUUGGAAAGCUUUUCGAUAACUGUUUGGAAAGGAGUUUGGGGAAAACGUCACCCACGUGUCAUAACAUGUUUGAUGUCUAG